AUGAACAAAGCGAAUAGCCGAAGAAGAGAGCUAUUCGAUCUGGAACAAAGGCUUCAAUUACAAGAACAGAUGCAUAUUGAAUACCUAGCAACCAAGCAACCAAUUACCGUUUCCUAUCAACCUGCCAUGGUCAAACAAAAUCAUUCGUCUAUACCAUCGCCUAUUGUCAUGAUGACACCUCAGAAAAAGUCAAAGCGUGAUUCCAUAUUAGAAAAGGUUUACGGAUUUCGUAAUAACUCACCGCCACCUUUUUUGCCCGUACGCCCUAGUGCAACCCGACCUCCUUCAUUUUUACCAAUGCAAGAAAAAAGAUCACCACCACCCUAUGGCGAUUAUGGUAAUUCCACACCCAUUGACAGUAAGCAUUAA
This is a messenger RNA of Mucor mucedo, 369 nucleotides long. RefSeq lists its product as uncharacterized. The record is from RefSeq and is a predicted model, not a curated record. Lineage: Eukaryota; Fungi; Mucoromycota; Mucoromycetes; Mucorales; Mucoraceae. The transcript has a single exon. Bases 1 to 369 code for a protein of 122 amino acids.